UUCAUCCAUCUUGCUUUUUAGAAUAUUAGAAGCCGGCUCUCGUUUAUUUCAAAUUGCACGAUCUUUUAUAUAAACUGCGCUAGAAGCUAAGUUUUUUGUGCAAAUUAAAUUUUGGAACUUGUUAAAUAAUUCAGAGAUCCAGGAUUUUGCCCAGGAAUGUUUUAGGCCACUUCUGGCAGUCUUAUGCAUAUCGCAUUACUUUGUUUGAGCCCCGCAAAGCUUGUUUGAGUACGAGCUGCAACGCGGGCCAACGUUCAGACAUGGCUUUGGCGAGCAGAGCACGUGUCUAUGCUGAUGUUAACUCACGAAAGUUGAGGGAAUAUUGGGAUUAUGAAAGCUAUGUAGUGGAUUGGGGUCAACAAGAUGAUUAUCAACUUGUUAGGAAACUUGGUCGUGGAAAAUAUAGUGAAGUUUUUGAAGCUAUUAACAUUGUGAAUAAUGAGAAAUGUGUAGUGAAAAUAUUAAAGCCCGUCAAAAAGAAGAAAAUCAAACGAGAAAUCAAGAUUUUAGAGAAUCUACGUGGGGGAACUAAUAUAAUUACUUUACAAGCCGUUCUGAAGGAUCCAGUUUCACGCACACCUGCUUUAAUUUUUGAGCACGUUAAUAACAUAGAUUUUAAACAAUUAUACCAGACUUUAACUGAUCUCGAUAUUAGGUAUUACUUGUUUGAGUUAUUAAAAGCUCUGGAUUACUGCCACAGUAUGGGAAUAAUGCAUAGGGAUGUCAAACCUCAUAAUGUCAUGAUAGAUCAUGAAAAUCGAAAACUUCGGUUAAUAGACUGGGGUUUGGCAGAAUUUUAUCAUCCUAAUCAAGAGUACAAUGUGCGUGUAGCCAGUAGAUAUUUUAAGGGACCUGAAUUGCUAGUGGACUAUCAGAUGUAUGAUUAUUCACUAGAUAUGUGGUCACUUGGCUGCAUGUUGGCAUCGAUGAUAUUCAGGAAAGAACCGUUUUUUCAUGGUCAUGAUAAUUAUGAUCAGUUGGUUCGGAUCGCAAAAGUACUGGGUACCGAAGAGUUAUAUGAAUACUUGGAUAAAUAUCACAUAGAUUUAGAUCCCAGAUUUAACGACAUAUUGGGAAGACAUUCAAGAAAACGAUGGGAGCGAUUUGUACAUUCUGAAAAUCAACACCUGGUUUCACCUGAAUCGCUUGAUUUUCUUGAUAAACUACUACGUUAUGAUCAUUAUGAGAGACUUACAGCAAGGGAAGCAAUGGAUCAUCCAUAUUUUUAUCCAACAGUUAAAGAACAAGGCCGACAGCCGAUUGUUUCAUCAUCACCUGCUCCCAUUGCAGGCUGUGGGGGGCCUGUAGGUGAUUCCACACCACCAAUUGUUUCACCUCCAUCUGGUACACCGUCAGAUUUGUUUGCCCUUCCACAGUAAUUACUCUUGUUCUCAAAACUUGGAGUGGGGCCAACUUCUAAACAUCAUUGAGAAUUUGGCUUACACAGUAUAUUUCCUGUUUUGUUUUUAAUAAAAGCCCAACAUCCAAUUUUAGAUAAAUAAAAACGAUGGCAUAACUAUGAAAAUUACAUCUGCGCUUUUCAUAACCUAUAACUGUAGUUUGUUAUUUGUACAUUACUUGUUCUUUCUGAUGCAGCAAAGUUUAGACAAAACGAGUUUUUGUUUAUAGAUUUUUUUUUUAUA
Messenger RNA from Ctenocephalides felis (cat flea), 1643 nucleotides. RefSeq names its product casein kinase II subunit alpha (gene CkIIalpha). The record is from RefSeq and is a predicted model, not a curated record. Gene Ontology annotation, biological process: protein phosphorylation. Gene Ontology annotation, cellular component: protein kinase CK2 complex; cytosol; nucleus. The transcript is spliced from 8 exons. Lineage: Eukaryota; Metazoa; Arthropoda; Insecta; Siphonaptera; Pulicidae. Bases 261 to 1379 code for a protein of 372 amino acids. Gene Ontology annotation, molecular function: ATP binding; protein serine/threonine kinase activity.